AUGAGUUUGAGAUCAAUAACUUCGAAGAAUGAGAAGAUCAUUUGCGGCCCGCGAGAGUACCAACUAGAACUGUUCGAGAUUGCAAAGACCAGGAACACUAUCGCCGUUCUCGAUACUGGAUCUGGAAAAACUCUUAUUGCGUGCCUACUAAUUCGCCAUAUCAUUGAGAAAGAAUUGGAAUCACGAGCGGCUGGCAAUCACCCUCGAGUUAGCUUUUUCCUGGUUCACAAUGUCACUUUAGUCUUCCAACAAGCGGCCGUGCUACGCUGUAAUAUCGACGCCAAAAUAGGUGAAUACUGCGGUGAUAUGGGGGUAGGCGAUUGGAGGAAAGAAACAUGGAAUGAUAUCCUUAAGGGACAACAGGUGAUCGUAAUGACAGCGGAUAUCCUCUAUAGUUGUCUUACUCACGCUUUUAUCAAAAUGAAAGACAUCAACCUGCUAUGCUUUGAUGAAGCUCACCAUGCGAAAAAAAGGCAUUCAUUUGCCCGAAUUAUCCAAGAUUUCUACCUCCCUGAGCCAGAGAACACUCGACCUAAAAUCUUCGGAAUGACAGCUUCUCCCGUUGGUGGCCGCUCUGACGUAGUACAGGCAGCAGUAGACCUAGAGAAGCUUCUGCAUAGCCGAAUUGCCACUACCAGUGACUUAGCGCUACUUCAAGGUUCUAUUAGUCGCCCAGAGGAAGUAGUCACUGCCUAUCCAAAACUAAGGCCCCAGAUCUUUGCAUUCGCUGAGCUAGCAUCAUCGGAGCUCGGACCAUGGUGCGCAGAUGUCAUGUGGAAGUUUGCCCUUAGUGAGACGCAAGCACGAAAAUUCGAGCGCAUGACAGAGAGGAGGUUGGAUGCACAAGCAGAAAUUGAGAGCAUUGCGAGGAUUGAAAAGGAGCUUUCAUAUCUGCAGGAAGCAGCAGACAUUGUCUGCAAGUACAACAUUCCGCCACCGUCUGCUGAUUCAAGCCACCUAAGCCCGAAGGUCUUGCUGCUUCACGCUUAUUUGAAAGAAAUCUAUAGUGUGCAGACUACAGAUAAGUGCAUAAUCUUUGUUUCCCGCAGAUAUACUGCCACCGUCUUGGGCGAAUUGUUCAAGUGGCUUAAAAUCAAGUAUUUGCAAAUUGGGGUACUUCUUGGCUCUCUUACCGGUUCCAGAGUGCCAGGUACGAAUUUUACCCUUCGGGAGCAGAUGAUAACUGUGAGUAAAUUUCGACAAGGCAAAUUGAACUGUUUAAUAGCUACAUCGGUUGCAGAAGAAGGUCUAGACAUUCCCGAUUGUAGCUUAGUCAUUAGAUUCGACCUGUACAGAACCAUGAUCCAAUAUGUCCAGUCUAGAGGGCGAGCCCGGAGUUCUGUUUCCAAGUAUAUUCAUAUGCUCGAGAGUGGAAACAGGAGCCAUCUGGAAAUGCUGAGCGACGUGCGGAAUUCAGAAAAAAUCAUGCGAGACUUUUGUCGCAGUCUCCCGGCUGACCGGAUUCUAGAUUCCACUAGCCCAGACGAAUCAUCUGUAUUGGAAAAUACAGAGGGGCCAUAUCAUAUCGAGCCAGGCACUGGCGCAAAAUUAACAAUGAAUUCUUCCAUGCUAAUCCUAUUCCAUUAUACUCAGCUAUUGCCACAAGAGGAUAAUGAGCUACUACAACCACUAUUCACAGUUAGACGUGUUUCUGAGGGCUUCAUAAGUGAGGUUACACUCCCAACUCUAUCCCCAGUACAGCACAUCGAGGGAGCUCCAAUGCCCACGAAAAGGGCUGCAAAGCAAUCAGCAUCCUUCUUUACCUGCCUAGAGUUGAGGCGGAAAGGCGAAUUAGAUGAAAACCUCAUGCCUAAAAGUUCCCGGACCAAGAGGAAUCCCAAGAUGACCAAUGCCCAUCUAGCAUUGGAUAUUCAUAGCUCCAAUAUUUACCCGAGAAGGGCUAAACCAGAUUUCUGGAAAAUCAAUGCUCCACCCUUUGAACUUUGGUUCAAUAUACUUUUGCUGUCUAACCCUACUGGCAUGGCCCCUGCGAUCCAACCGAUCUGUCUAGUCACUCGGAAUAAGCUACCUCCUAUUCCCGCUUUCACGGUCUACUCGGACAAGGGAGCGGAGUCGGAGCUGAUUAUAUUACAGCUGUCGAAGAGCUUGCGAGCAUCCCCUGACACAUUAAAGAAGCUUUGCCAGUUUACUCAUCGCCUUUUUUUCGAUCUCUUUAAUAAAACCUUCGAGCUUACGCUCGACACAGUGCCUUACUGGAUCGCUCCUAUAAAGGGUUCAAACUUCACCAAAGAUAGUCUUCCUGAGAACACUCUCGAUUGUGAACUCCUCGAAGAGGUAUCUUCAAGGGCUGACAUCCUUUGGGAUGAUAAUUACCCCGCUGAGAAAUUAAUUGGCCGCUUUCUUAUUGACCGGAGGCAGAGGUCCCGGAGGUUUAUAGUACUUGACCACCACCCGACCCUCAAGUCAACUGACCCUUAUCCUCCCAGUUAUGAGUGCCCUCCUGGUAUAAUAGACAUACAAGACUACAGCUAUAAUGCUUCGAAUAGGCGGAAGUGGUCAGGGGUGAAGUGGAAGGUUCCAGUGUCUGAGCCUGUUUUAAUCGCAGAGUGUCUCUUACAUCGUAUCAACUAUUUGAGCGCCCCUGACAGCAAAUGGGUGACUGCAGAUAACAGAGCAGUAAUAACUCCUUCAGCUUUUUCGAUAUCCGCUAUUCCGAGCCAGGUCAUUCACAUGGCUAUGAUAUUCCCCUCUUUCAUAACUCGAAUUGAUAGUUAUCUCCAUGCGUGGGAAGUUUGUAGCCUUUUAGGGAUGGAAAUAGAUGUAGGGGUAGCUCUGGAAGCCAUCACAAAGGAUUCCGAAAACACACAUGAGCAUGGCUCAGCCCAGGUAUCACUUCAAAGAGGGAUGGGAAGCAAUUACGAGCGGUUAGAGUUUCUAGGGGAUUGCUUUCUAAAACUGGCAACUUCGUUGAGUCUCUAUACAGCGUACCAUGCAGAUGAUGAAUGCGAGCUUCACGUGAAGCGAAUGGUUCUCAUCUGUAACAGAUAUCUCUUCACUAAAGCCAAAGAGAUGAAGAUCCCGGAAUACAUUCAAACCGCAGGAUUUUCACGUCGUACUUGGUACCCCAAAAUGAAGCUGCUUAUGGGAAAGGGGACUACCCAACAUAAUUCCUCUAAGGAGGAGAUUUCCCACCGCUUGGCCGAUAAGUCCAUUUCGGAUGUGUGCGAGGCAUUGAUAGGGGCUGCUCUAAUUGAUAAAGGGCUUGAUGGGGCUACUCAGAUCGUAACCGCAAUUCUGAGAACCCCAGAGCACAGCCAGAAAGUGUGGGCCGAUUACUACAAUUGUUACACAAAACCUGCAUAUCAGCUUCAAGAGCCAUCUCCAUCUCACAUAAGGGUCGCUGAAGAUAUUGAAGAGUUAGUCGGCUACAAAUUCAAGCACCCACGUCUAUUGAUAUCUGCUCUCACACAUCCCUCCCUCCCAUUCACCUGGGACAGGGUUCCGAGCUAUCAGAGGUUAGAAUUCUUAGGAGAUGCAGUGCUAGAUCUCGUCUGCGUGCGCUACAUGUUUCAAAAAUAUCCUCAUGCGGAUCCCCAAUGGUUGACAGAGCAUAAGAUGGCGAUGGUGUCAAAUAAAUUCCUUGGAAUGGUUGCAGUGGAAAUGGGAUUUCACCGGAAAUUGAGAAGAAUGGGAUCUGUCUUGGACCACGCUAUUCGAGAGUACGAAGUUGACAUUCAAGAUGCAAAGGCCAAUUCCAAUGGUGCUGUAGACUUUUGGACUUCCCUCAAAGCCCCUCCAAAAGCUUUGCCAGACGUUCUGGAAGCAUUUAUCGGAGCUGUUUUUGUAGAUUCUGGAUUCCAAUACAAUAUUGUUGAACGCUUGGUCAAUACUUUUAUUCUUCCGUACUUUGUCGACAUGACAGUAUUUGACAACUUUGCCGGUCAGCACCCAACCACUUACAUCACCAAGUUCAUGGACGAUCUCAAUUGCGAAUUCUGGGGAUUCGAAAGUCAACAGUGCAUGACAGGAAAUAUGACCUAUAUCCUCACCGCUAUCGUAGUGCACCGUGAGAUUUUUUCCUACGGGUCAGGGGUGAGUGUGAAAGCCGCCAGAGUAGAAGCGAGUCUUGCAGCAAUUCAAAAGCUCGAGGAUCCCGAAGGCUUGAGGCUGCUAAAGGAGAUCUGCAACUGCGCGGAGGUCCGAGAAAAACGAGCCAAGGAGAAGCAGGACAAAGGAAAAAUCAAUUAA
Molecule: messenger RNA, 4209 nt
Organism: Tuber melanosporum (Perigord truffle)
Lineage: Eukaryota; Fungi; Ascomycota; Pezizomycetes; Pezizales; Tuberaceae
Exons: 16
Coding region: 1-4209 (1402 amino acids)
Biological process (GO): siRNA processing
Cellular component (GO): cytoplasm; nucleus; RISC complex
Molecular function (GO): ribonuclease III activity; ATP binding; RNA binding
Source: RefSeq, a predicted model, not a curated record